This is a messenger RNA of Magallana angulata, 1820 nucleotides long. RefSeq names its product multiple epidermal growth factor-like domains protein 9. Bases 1 to 1197 code for a protein of 398 amino acids. The record is from RefSeq and is a predicted model, not a curated record. The transcript is spliced from 4 exons. Lineage: Eukaryota; Metazoa; Mollusca; Bivalvia; Ostreida; Ostreidae.
AUGGAGGUAUUUGUCCUACUGUCUGUCCUGUCUCUUAUUGCUGGGGAGUAUGAUUACGGUUACCGCGUGGAUAACCAACUACUAAAGUUAUUUAAUGACACUGGAGAGAGAUCUUGUUGCAAAGAAUGUAUAGCUUACACAAAUUGUCAGUCUGUGAAUUACAACAAGAAUAACUAUUCUUGUGAGUUGAACUAUCAGCACAUUUCUGGUCCUGGUAAGGCUAUUCACGCCGAAUACGUCUACAUGGACAGGUCCCACUGCUUCUCGCUGGCUUCAUGUAGUAAGAGAUUUUGCAAUCUUUCUUGCAAUGCUAACGAAAAAUGUGUUUUGACCUCUAUGAAUCAACCUGCUUGUAUAAUAACAGAGUGCGACCCGACUGCUACGAUACUGGAUAUUUCGCCAGAACAUGUCAGAAGAGAAGUUGGUCUUUCCCACUGGUUAUGGUGUACAGUACCACCAACUGACAGUAUACAGUUAUUCACAUGUGAUACAGACGGACAAUGGGUAAAAAAUUACAGCAGUUGCGUAUGUUGGUAUGGAACGUACUUGGAUGGUAAUGUUUGCAAAAAAUGCCAAGAAGGAAAGUAUUUGCCAUACUACAACAAAAAAGGAUCUAGCUCUUGCAUUGACUGUCCUGCUGGAUAUUAUACACCAGUUCCGGGCCUUGGCAAGUGCACGGCAUGUCCAAUCGGAUCUUACCAAAGCAGCCAUGGUAAAUCUUUCUGUGACAUUUGUCAAGCCGGUAAAUACAGCAAUGUUGAAGCUGCAACAUUCUGCGUUGACUGUCUAGAAGGGCACUACCAACCAGAUCCAGGUCAGGGCAAUUGCAUCGCAUGUCCAAUCGGAUCUUACCAAAGCAGCCAUGGUAAAUCUUUCUGUGACAUUUGUCAAGCCGGUAGUUACAGCGAUGUUGAAGCAGCAACAUCCUGCCUUGACUGUCCAAAAGGGCACUUCCAACCAGAAUCAGGUCAGGACAAUUGCAUCGCAUGUCCAAUCGGAUCUUACCAAAGCAGCCAUGGUAAAUCUUCUUGUGACAUUUGUCAAGCUGGUAGUUACAGCGAUGUUGAAGCAGCAACAUCCUGCCUUGACUGUCCAAAAGGGCACUUCCAACCAGAAUCAGGUCAAAGCAAUUGCAUUCCAUGUCCAAUCGGAUUUUGUCAGGACACCAUUGGUGAAACGAAAUGUGACCCAUGUUGAGGAUAAAGAGUUGUAAACACUGUUAAAAGCGAUUUACAGCGACUCAAAGGGAGCAACAUCCUUCAAGAACUGUCCAACAUUAACGUCUUAAAAUCAUAAUGAUCAGACUUUAGAAAUUAAUAAUUAAAACUGUGUCCGAUAGUCUUUUCAGUGGGCUUUACAUCUUGUUAAUUAUUAUCUGUUUCAUUAUUUGAAUUAUUCUUUUCUAUUUUACUCUAAAUCUUAUAACUGGCCAGCAUCUUAUUCAAAGAGAUGAUAAAUAUCCUGGCUUCAUGACUGAUGCAUUUAGUACAAAUGUAACUUUGAAAAGGGUAUUCCAUUGUGAAAAAAUUAAUUAUUUGGUUUUCAUAUUAGGGACAGAUAAAGUUUUUGAUUAUAGUGUAACGAAACUGUUAGACGAAAGGUAUUAAAAUAAAAGUAAUUUGACAUAGGUUCAUCUUGUUCAAGUUUUUUAAUUUUGUUGUGCAUUUUUUCUAGGUAGCUUUGUAUUUACAAUGUUACUGGGAAAAUGUGUUAAUGUACAUGUAGGUCACGUUUAUAAACCUGCUCAUUAGGAAGUGUCAAAUGUCGCCUCUUUGCUAGUUCAGGCCUGUAAUGAACAGUGUGUUGCUAUAAAUUUAUAA